UGGUCCUUUGUACAUCUCCAUCUCUCAGAGUGGGGUGCGCAAAAUAGCGAGCGAUGGCGGAAAACCUGAGGAGGCUGGUCUCGAACGAAUCUUUACGGGUGUUGCAGGAAAAGCUCAACGCCUGGAUGAGGGAUUACAACAAUAACACAUGUGAUGACAACCUAAAUUAUUGCCUUGAGCUCAUUGAACAAGUUGCCAAAGUGCAGGGACAACUUUUUGGGAUCCUCACGACAGCAGCCCAAGAAGGAGGACAUAAUGAGGGUGUGGAAACCAUCAAGUUGCGUCUUUUGCCUUGGCUGGAGGCUUCUUUUACUUCUGCUUCUGUGGGAAAACCUAUUGACAGCAAGGUCCCCUCGCUACAGGACACAUUUGAUAGGGAGAGACAAAAAGACAGUAAUUUUCGGGAUGAAGACCUAUUAGACAGUGACGUGAACUCAACUCGUAACCAGCUCAACAAGGUUCAAGACGAUCUGGCUGCAAGUGGAAAGACUCUUGAAGAAACCAAGAACAGUUCAACUAUAUCCCUCUUGGCUGCAGAGGAGGAAAUAAAUCAGCUAAAAAAGCAGCUUAAAUCCCUUCAAGCCCAGGAGGAGGCCCGCCACAGAAACUCAGAGCCAAGGCGCACAGAUCAGUACAGAUCCCAGAAGCAGAGUUCCAGCAAGCAGCAUGCAUCUGAGCUCAGAGCAGAGCAGCGGAGCUCGGACCAGAGGAGCUCUGAUUAUGAGAAAAACCUCCAAAACCUGAAGGAUGAGAUAGCUAUCCUGUCUGCUGAAAAAUCUGGUCAUCAAGGAAGGUCAACCAGGAGCCGAUCUCCAACCCCUGCCCGUCGGAGCCGAAGCCACAGCCGCGGCCGCAGCCACAGUCGCGGGCACAGCCACAGCCACAGUCGCAGCCGCAGCCGGGGCCGCAGCGGGGGCCGCAGUGGAGGCCGCAGCGACAGCCGUAGUCACAGCCGUAGCCACAGUCGCAGUCACAGUCGUAGUCACAGUCGCGGGCGCAGCCGCAGCCGGUCUGCCAGCCCCACCUCGGCGCUCGCCAAGAUCAGAAGUCCGUCCCCGAACCUCGCUAAGCUGUCUAGCGUGGCGCGCAAGGCUGCGCUCCUGUCCCGGUUCAGCGACGCCUACUCCCAGGCCCGCCUGGACGCGCAAGGCUUGCUGCGGCGCUGCAUCGACAAAGCCGAGACCGUGCAGCGAAUCAUCUACAUCGCCACUGUGGAGGCGUUUCAUGUGGCUAAAAUGGCAUUCAGACAUUUCAAGAUCAGGGUGAGGAAGUCAUUGACACCAUCCUACGUGGGGUCGAGUGACUUUGAGAAUGCUGUCUUGGAAUAUAUCAUUUGUCAUCUUGAUCUCUACGAUUCCCAAAGUAGUGUUAAUGAUGUGAUCCGAGCCAUGAACGUCAACCCCAAGAUCUCAUUCCCUCCUGAAGUUGACUUUUGCCUCCUCAGUAACUUCAUCCGGGAGAUUUGCUGCAUCGCCUUUGCAAUGCAGUCCUUAGAUCCACCCCUUGACAUUGCAUUCGGGGCUGAUGGAGAAGUCUUCAAUGAUUUCAAGUACCGCCGAAGCUAUGACUCUGAUUUCACAGCUCCCUUGGUCUUUUAUCACGUGUGGCCUGCUCUCAUGGAGAAUGACUGUGUCAUUAUGAAGGGAGAAGCUGUCACCAAGAGAGGCGCUUUUUGGAAUUCAAUGCGAUCUGUAACUCGUUGUCGAAGCAGGAGUUUAAGUCCUAUCUACCCUCGUAGCCACAUUGGUUUAAGCACGAUAUCUCGAAGUCGAAGUCCUUCUCCCAUAAGAUGUACAUUGCCAAGGUAUUAAAACCACCAGAUAUGUUCCUUCACCAUAGUCCAUGGUAACAGCUGACCUCUCCAGUGCUUCCAUCUGCCUGUCUUGUCUGCCUCCAACUUCACUUAACAUGAUGUGAAAAGGCAAUUCUGUGUCUCACUCCACACAGAGAGUUAAAUGUUUUGGCUUAACUCGUUUGUAACUUUAGAUACAUUGCAUUUUAUUUUAUUUUAUUUCAUAGGUACAAAUUCCAUCAAUUUCAUAAAAACAAUUGUAUAGGUAUUUAGGAUCACAUUCAUUUGAAGCAAAGUCCUGAAACAAAGGUUUUCAGGAUUUCCAUUUUGAAAUAGUAGGUUCUUUGAUAGCAACUAUAGGAACAAAAGUGGAAAGUGGAAAGUCUGUAUCAUAGCCAGUCCAAAAGGAAGGACAGGUCAUUUUAGUUCACAGAUUGAUCAUAAAUGUUCUAAUGUUGGUAUCAGCUUUUAACCUGAAACCAAAAUUUGGUGUUUUAAUUACCUUUUAAGUUUGAAAGACAGCUCCAAUCUCUUGUUGGGAAGCUUAUCCUAGUAGCAGUAACUUCAGACUAAAAAUAGAUAAUUUGGGAGAGAGCAUUAUUAGUUGGCUUGCUUCUUUGUUCCUACUUUGAGAGUUUGGUUUAGUGGAGUACCAAAUGUCAGAGCUACUUAGUGGAGAGGAUUUUCUUUCUUUGUAAAUUCAGAGCAGUGAUUUGAUUGGAGGUCAGCUUUGAGAUCAAUGUUAAUCACCUCGUGUUUAUCUCCUAGGAAUGUUUCUAACUGUUUUAAUGCAUGUGUUAAAUAUAAAAGGUACCUGACCUGGCCUUUUUUCCUGCUCUACGUAGUUGUUUGCAAAUCCAGACAUCCUACAAACUCCAUCUGACUAAAACACCUAAACCUAAGGCCUAAA
Molecule: messenger RNA, 2702 nt
Organism: Castor canadensis (American beaver)
Lineage: Eukaryota; Metazoa; Chordata; Mammalia; Rodentia; Castoridae
Gene: Spata18
Product: spermatogenesis associated 18
Biological process (GO): mitochondrial protein catabolic process; mitophagy by internal vacuole formation
Cellular component (GO): mitochondrial outer membrane
Source: RefSeq, a predicted model, not a curated record